This is a messenger RNA of Phalaenopsis equestris, 717 nucleotides long. RefSeq names its product putative disease resistance protein RGA1. The record is from RefSeq and is a predicted model, not a curated record. The transcript has 3 exons. Bases 1 to 717 code for a protein of 238 amino acids. Lineage: Eukaryota; Viridiplantae; Streptophyta; Magnoliopsida; Asparagales; Orchidaceae.
AUGUAUGAUGCCAGUUUGAUCUCCAAUCUAGAGUACAUCAAACUGGCUAAAAGUUUAGAGUGGGAAACUCUUCCACCGUUUGGGCAGCUUCCAUUCCUCAAGUAUCAAUACCUUCAUGCCAUGCCAAAAGCAAAACGACUUGACCAUCAAUUUCAUCUGAAUGAUGAUGAUUGUGUGUUUCCAUCACUAAAGGUGCUACAUAUUGAGAACCUGAAAAGUAUUGGAGGAUUGGAGUUGCCCUCUUUACCUCCCAAGCUCAAGAAAAUGGAGAUAGAGAACAUGGGGUGGGAAUCUUUUAACUGGCUACAAGAUACUAACAACUGUUGUAGCAUUACAAUCCACAAUUGUGGCAAUUUAAAAUACCUCAGAGGAGAGACCCUGAGAACUACAUUGCUGAUGGAACCAUUGAGAAAUAUCACCUCCUUGCAAAGGCUGCCAAUUUUUCAUAAUAAAGAGCAGUCUCUCCCUUCCUCCUUGGAAGGCCUCUCUUCACUUGAGCUUCUACAUGUGCGAGAUGUUCUUCAGCUUCUGCUGCUGCCGAACAUUCCCUCCUUUGUGGAACAAUUAGAUCUUGUAGAAUUUGAAUCACUUCAGAUCCUUCCAUCUUCUUUGUCGACCAUCUCAUCCCUCAAGGAUCCAUACAAAAGAAACAUUCCACUCGUCAAAUCACUGCCAGACCUCCUUCGCACUUUUUCUGCUUCCUUGCCUUCAUGGUAA